Penaeus chinensis is the source of this 1430-nucleotide messenger RNA. Its product is annotated as streptococcal hemagglutinin-like. The transcript has a single exon. Lineage: Eukaryota; Metazoa; Arthropoda; Malacostraca; Decapoda; Penaeidae. The record is from RefSeq and is a predicted model, not a curated record.
AUGACAGUGUCAAGUUCCUCAACUACAACUUCAGUGGUGAUAGUAUCAACUCUCUCAACAAAAACUUUAUCUGAGACAGUAUCAACAUCAACUCCAGCAUCAGCUGUCGCAGUUUCAAUUUCCUCAACAGCAACUUCAUCUGAGACAGUAUCAACUUCUUCAACAGCAACUUCAUCUGAGAUAGAAUCAACUUCCUCAACUGCAACUUCAUCUGAGACAGUAUCAACUUCUGCACCUCCAUCCAAGACAGUAUCAACUCCUGCAACUUCAUCUGAGACAGUAUUAACUUCCUCAACUACAGCUUCAUCUGUGACAGUUUCAACUUUAAGAGCAACUUUAUCCAAGAUAACUUCCUCUACAUCUUCAGUUGAGACGGUAUCAACUUUCUCAACUGCAACUUCAGCUGUGACUGCAUCAACUUUCAUAACUGUAACUUCAUCUGAGACAGUAUCAACCAUACCUGCAGUUUCAGCUAAGAAAGUAUCAUCCUCAACUGUAACAACAUCGAGUAAGACAGCUGAUGCAUUAUCACAUUCAGUUGAGACAGUCACACAUUCACUUGCAUCCUCAGCUGAGACAGCAUCAGCUUUAACAGCACCUGUUACUGUGAUAGUAUCAACUCUCUCAGCUGAAACUUCAUCUGAGACAGCAUCAACUUCCUGGACUGCAGCCUCAUCUGAGACAGUAUCAACUGCAACUUCUAAUGAGAUAAUGUCAACAGCACCUGUUACUUUGGCAGUAUUAACUUCAACUGAAACUUCAGCUGAGGCAGUAUUAACUUCAACUGAAACUUCAGCUGAGGCAGUAUUAACUUCUACAACUUCAUCUGUAACAGUAUCAAUUUCCUCAACAUCUGCUUCACCUGUGACAGCAUCAACUGCCUCACCAGCAACUUCAUCCAAGACAGUAUCAACUUCAACAUCAACUUUAACUGAUACUUCAUCUAAGGCAGAAUAAAUUUUCUCAACAUCAGUUUCACUUGUGACAGUUUCAACUUCCUCAACUGCAACUUCAUCUAAGACAGUAUUAACUUCUACAACUUCAUCUGUAACAGUAUCAAUUUCCUCAACAUCAGCUUCACCUGUGACAGUGUCAACUUUCUUAACUGCAACUUCAACUAUGACAGUAUCAACUUCCUCACCAGCAACUUCAUCCAAGACAGUAUCGACUUCCUCAACAUCAACUUUAACUGCAACUUCAUCUAAGGCAGAAUAAAUUUCCUCAACAUCAGUUUCACCUGUGACAGUUUCAACUUCCUCAACUGCAACUUCAUCUAUGACAGUAUCAACUUCAACUGUGAUAGUAUCAACUCUCUCAACAACAAAUCCAUUUGAGACAGUAUCAACUUCAACUACAGAUUCACCUGUGCCAGUUUCAAUUUCCUCAACAGCAAUUCCAUCUGAGACAAUAUCAAGUUCAACUGCAAGUUC